Molecule: messenger RNA, 528 nt
Organism: Cercospora beticola
Lineage: Eukaryota; Fungi; Ascomycota; Dothideomycetes; Mycosphaerellales; Mycosphaerellaceae
Source: RefSeq, a predicted model, not a curated record
AUGGCACCCACAGCGACACCAAGUGCUUCAGCCCAGCCAGCUGCCGGCAAUGCCAACGUGAUUGUGGUGUCCAACACUCAACACACCGUGCCGGUGGAUGAAACGUUCGAGACAGGCAUGCUCGAUGGCGAAAUUCUCUGCGGAGACGUCCAGGAGAUUGUCCACGGUCGGCUCAUGCAGCUCAUGGCCAAAUACGACACCAAGGUCAUUCUCCAGAUGCUGGUGGAGCUUCACAAGGCCGGUGCGAACGACGGUUUCGAGGUCCUCGCGACGAAAGGGCUCGAUGCUCGAGUCACAAAGGCUUUUAGGUGGGCAGCUAAGGGGUACGGCUAUGGCGAAUCUCAGGAGGAGGUUCACAAUUUCCGUGAGCAGGUGUUCAACCCUACCGCCCUCGCCAAUGGUCGCGCCGCAUCGCGCAACCACGCUGUGGAGAAGGCACAGGAUGUUGAGAUCGCGAAUGCUGCAGAUCUUCUGCUUGGACUAGUGGAGAGUGCUGAUAUUGACGAGACCGAGGGCACUGAGCAGUGA